CAGGCCCUGGAUGAGCGCUACGCACCAGAGGAGGAAGCCCAGGAGCGUCUCACUUGUGUAACCCUACCCGAGCGAGCGUCAGUAUCUGUUGCCAAAUACUGAGAGAGGCUGCUUCCAGCUGAUCACCAUAGAAAGGAGGCCUGGGAGGCCGGGCUGCCUGUUUAAUGUGUGCAAAGGAUGCCCAAGACAUCGCCGUGGAAGGCGAGGCUGUCUGGUGGGGAGACUGUGGAUGUGCACAGGUGGACAGUUGUUUGCUCUUCUGGUGAGCUGAACAGUAGCUGGGCAGUCGGCGUCAUUGGAAAACAACCUUAUUUUGAAAUGAGGCUGGGCUUCCCCUGUCAGUGACCUGCUGGAGGGACAGUGCUGGCUCGGUGCCUGGCGUUGGAGUCUGGGCUGUGCAGCAGGCGGCUUCCUGUGAGCGGAGCAGCCGGAGGAGCGACAGAUGUCCCCUUGCAGGCUGUGGUCUGGCCUGCUGGCCGUACUGGCUUUCCUCUGCCCUACAACUUCAUCGUGUGGCCUUUCAACACACGUGGAAAUAGGACACAGAGCUCUGGAGUUUCUUCGUCUUCAUGAGGGUCAUGUUGACUACAAAGAGCUGCUACUGGAACACCAGGAUGCAUACCAGGCUGGGACCGUGUUUCCUGAUUCUUUUUACCCCAGCUUCUGCAAAGGAGGAAAAUACCACGACGUGUCUGAGAGUACUCACUGGACCCCGUUCCUCAAUGCCAGCGUUCAUUACAUCCGCGAGCACUACCCCCUGCCCUGGGGGAAGGACACAGAGAAAUUGGUGGCUUUCUUGUUUGGGAUCACCUCCCACAUGGUGGCAGAUGUCAGCUGGCACAGCCUGGGCAUUGAACAAGGGUUCCUCAGGACCAUGGGCGCUAUGGACUUUCACGGCUCCUAUUCUGAGGCUCACUCGGCCGGCGACUUUGGAGGAGAUGUGCUGAGCCAGUUUGAAUUCAAUUUUAAUUACCUCGCACGCCGCUGGUAUGUGCCCAUCAAAGAUCUACUGGGAAUUUAUGAGAAACUCUAUGGUCGGGAAGUCAUUACCAAAAAUGUCAUUGUUGACUGUACCUACCUCCAGUUCUUAGAAAUGUAUGGAGAGAUGUUAGCGGUUUCCAAGCUUUAUUCCACUUACUCCACCAAGUCCCCAUUUUUGGUGGAACAGUUCCAGGAGUAUUUCCUUGGAGGACUGGAUGACAUGGCGUUCUGGUCCACCAACAUCUACCGGCUCACAAGCUUCAUGCUGGAGAACGGGACCAGUGCCUGCGACCUGCCGGAGAACCCUCUGUUCAUCGCUUGUGGCAGCCGGCAAAACCACAGCCAUGGCGCAAAAGUGCAGAAGAUUGACUUUCACAGGAACGUGACCGUGUCCAUAGGUAAAGAUAUUGCAAGAAACAUCAACUACACCGAAAGAGGAGUGUUCUUCAGCGUGGACACCUGGACCCCGGAUUCCGUGACCUUUAUGUACCAGGCCUUGGAAAGGAACCUGCGGGCGGCGUUCACAGCCAGCUCUCGGGAGCCACUGAAGCACAUCUCCAGCCCCUCGGCGUCUUACUUCCUGCCUGUCCCCUACGCCAGGCUGGGCUGGUCAAUGACCUCUGCAGACCUCAAUCAAGAUGGGUACACUGACCUGGUGGUGGGCGCACCAGGCUACAGCCGCCCCGGCCGCUUCCAGAUUGGGUGUGUGUACCUCAUCUAUGGCAAUGACCUGGGCCUGCCCCCCACUGACCUGGACCUGGACACGGAGGCCGACGGGAGCCUGGAGGGCUUCCAGCCCUCAGGUCGCUUUGGCUCAGCGGUGGCCGUGCUGGACUUUAACAAGGACGGGGUUCUGGACUUGGCCGUGGGAGCGCCCUCUGUGGGCUCUGAGCAGCUCACGUACAAAGGGGCCGUGUAUGUCUACUUCGGCUCCAAACAAGGAAGACUGUCUUCUCCCCCCAACGUCACCAUCUCCUGUCAGGACACCUACUGCAACCUGGGCUGGACACUCCUCGCUGCAGACGUGAACGGAGAUGGCCAGCCCGACCUCGUGAUUGGCUCCCCCUUUGCACCAGGUGGAGGAAGGCAGAAGGGAAUCGUGGCUGCCUUUUAUUCUGGCCCCAGUCAGAGCGACAAAGAGGAGCUGAACGUGGAGGAGGCUGACUGGAGGGUGAGCGGUGAGGAGGACUUUUCCUGGUUUGGAUAUGCCCUCCACGGCGUCAGGGUCGAUGGCAGAACCUUGCUGCUGGUGGGGAGCCCUACCUGGAGGAACGUCAGUAGGCUGGUCCGUUCGUCCCACAGCCACGACAAGCAGAGCCUCGGCAGGGUGUACGGCUACCUCCCACCAGAUCGCGCAAGCAGGUUUAUCAUUUCUGGUGACAAGGCACUGGGGAAGCUGGGCACGUCCCUGUCGAGUGGCCAUGUGAUGUUGAAUGGGAACCGCACCCACGUGCUGCUGGUCGGGGCCCCGACUCACGAUGACGUGUCUAAGAUGGCGUUCCUGACCAUGACCCUGCACCAGGGUGGAGCCACCCGGGUGUACGCGCUGACCCCGGACAUGCAGCCUUCCCUGCUCAGCACCUACAGCGGAGACCGUCGCUUCUCUCGCUUUGGUGGAGUUCUGCACUUGAGCGACCUGGAUAACGAUGGCUUAGAUGAGAUCAUCCUGGCUGCCCCACUGAGGAUAACAGACGUCACCUCUGGAUUCCUUGGGGGAGAAGACGGACGAGUCUAUAUAUACAAUGGCAAACACACCACCCUUGGAGACAUAACUGGCAAAUGCAAGUCAUGGAUUACUCCAUGCCCGGAAGAAACGGCCCAAUAUGUAUUGAUUUCUCCUGAGGCAAGUUCAAGGUUCGGGAGCUCUCUGACGGCUGUGAGGUCCAAGGAGAAGAACCAAGUUGUCAUUGCCGCUGGAAGGAGUUCUAUGGGAGCCCGGCUUGCUGGGGCACUUCAUGUCUACAGCCUCGGCUCAGAUUAAAGAUCUCACGCCAUCAUCUUCCUACUCUGCUUGCCCCUCUCGUGUGGAAUCACCUCCAGGGUGAGAGCUCUGGUGGACCAGCUGGCACAUGCAGUGGGCCCUGGUGGACUGUGACGAUGGGGUCCUGGGAGCAGAGCCAAGCGCCAGUAGCCAGGUCACCUGGAGACUCGGAGCAGUCUGUGCCGCCACCAGGAGAGUGUGAGCCCGCAGGCCCUCCAGCCAGGUCCUGGAGUCCGCUCCCCUGGCUUCUAAGCCUUCUUCCCACUGACUGCCUGUGCUGCAACUGUCAAACAGCCUCCUUCCUCUUCCCUCUGAACACCUGUCUGAGGCCUGGGAAGGUUCUCCAUGGUUUUUCUCUUAGGACAACCUCUACACAGUUCCUCCUUUAAAAAAAAAAAAAAAAAAAAACCUCCCCUCCCCACCCCUGCAAACCC
This is a messenger RNA of Sciurus carolinensis (gray squirrel), 3396 nucleotides long. It is a transcript of the gene Gpld1, whose product is annotated as glycosylphosphatidylinositol specific phospholipase D1. NCBI's taxonomy places the organism in Eukaryota, Metazoa, Chordata, Mammalia, Rodentia, Sciuridae. The record is from RefSeq and is a predicted model, not a curated record. The coding region runs from base 443 to 2962 and encodes 839 amino acids. Gene Ontology annotation, cellular component: extracellular matrix; extracellular region. Gene Ontology annotation, molecular function: GPI anchor phospholipase D activity. The transcript is spliced from 26 exons.